Molecule: messenger RNA, 970 nt
Organism: Helianthus annuus (common sunflower)
Lineage: Eukaryota; Viridiplantae; Streptophyta; Magnoliopsida; Asterales; Asteraceae
Product: probable calcium-binding protein CML25
Exons: 1
Coding region: 300-869 (189 amino acids)
Molecular function (GO): calcium ion binding
Source: RefSeq, a predicted model, not a curated record
CACACCCCACCCUGAUUCCAAGUUAAACUAAUCACACCUAAAAUUGGGGCGACAAAUUAGGGUUUCAUAAAAUCCCCAAAUCCUUUCAAAUUCAUCCUUCGAUCGAUUCAAAUUCUUCCAAUAUCACAUUGAAAUCGAUUAUCAUUCGCAAAAUCAACCGUCACAUCCUUUCAAUUUCAUAAAUUCACCGUGCAAUCUAUUCAAAUACAUCUCCAAUCGUUCAAAUUCAUCACAAAUCGACUCAAAUUCAUCUCAAAUCGCUUCAAAUUCAUCUCAAAUCGUUCAAAUUUCACAAAUCCAUGGGACUGAAGAACUUAUUCCACCGGAAAAAGAAAUCCGGCACCGACAACAGCCACAACGGCGUCGUUUCACCGUCCGUCAACUCCGUCCAUUCCGUCAACAACUCUCGCAUCCAGAUCGAGACCGAACUACAACAAGUUUUCAAAAAAUUCGACGUUAACGGCGACGGAAAGAUCUCCUCCUCCGAACUCGGAUCAAUAAUGGGGAGUUUAGGUCACCGGCCGACGGACGACGAAUUGGAGAGCAUGAUCAACUCUGUGGACGCUGACGGUGACGGAUUCAUUGAUCUGCAGGAGUUUAUUGAGCUGAACACGAAGGAUGUUGAUUCGAAUGAGGUGUUGGAGAGUUUGAGAGAUGCUUUUUCGGUGUUUGAUACUGAUAAGAAUGGUCUGAUCUCUGCGGAGGAGUUGCAGAAUGUGUUAGGGCGGUUGGAGGAGGAGUGUUCGAUCGGAGAUUGCCGGAAAAUGAUCGCCGGAGUUGAUGUGAAUGGUGAUGGGAUGAUUAGUUUUGAUGAGUUUAGGGUUAUGAUGAUGAGUGGCGUGAGGUUUAAUGGGGUCAAGAAUAGUUGAUUUCAUUUUUGGUGAAAUUGUUUAUCGGUUAAGUUUUUAGUGUUUUGAAAGUUGAAAGUUAAAAGUUGAGAAAGUUGAAAUAUGAACUUUAAAAAAGAAAA